GACAUUUUAAUUAUUUAAGAUAUGAACAGACGACUUGUGCAAAUGUUUAGCAAAUAAUUCAGCUAAGUACCAAAAUACUUUGUAUCAAACGAACAACCCAUUUUAUUAAGAAAUGAGAAAUCAGGGUAUUAUGUGAAUCCAGAAGCUGUUGCUCGUCGAAUGAUAAAAGUGAUAAGUUUACAUGAUGAUGUAAAGAAUCCCUCUGCAAUAACACUUUAAUCUACAUGGACUGAUAUAGGUUUGUCAGAUAUGGCAUACGUAGAAGUAAUUAGACAUAUAAUAUAUACGAUAGGUAAUGGUAGAAGUGGAAAGAGAAUUUGAAAUUGAAUUUCCAGAUGCAGAUGUAGAAUGUUUUAGAACUGUCAAUGAUGCUGUAGAGUAUGUGGCAAGAAGCUUCUUUGCAAUUUGAUUUAAGCACAUAAAUAAAAUAAAACACAAUGCU
Messenger RNA from Paramecium sonneborni, 442 nucleotides. Lineage: Eukaryota; Ciliophora; Oligohymenophorea; Peniculida; Parameciidae. The record is from the annotation of a GenBank genome assembly.